Messenger RNA from Armigeres subalbatus, 1272 nucleotides. Its product is annotated as DNA-directed RNA polymerase III subunit RPC4-like. Lineage: Eukaryota; Metazoa; Arthropoda; Insecta; Diptera; Culicidae. Gene Ontology annotation, biological process: tRNA transcription by RNA polymerase III. The record is from RefSeq and is a predicted model, not a curated record. Gene Ontology annotation, cellular component: RNA polymerase III complex. Gene Ontology annotation, molecular function: DNA binding.
AUCGCGAGUAUUUAUAAAUAAAACAAAAAUAAAAUACAUGCAAAGUACCACGAGUUAGCAAAAUUUUGUUCAAUAUUGAAUUCCAUUAUAAUCUAGCUCCUAAUUCUGUAGCGGUUUUGGCUAGUGUCAUGGAAUCCACUGUUAAAAUUAAGCAAGAACCGGGACUCAAAUCGAAAAGAGUUAAUUCUUCCGUACCGUCAAUGCCAUCCGCAGCAACGACAGCUCCCAUUCCUACCGGUGUAACCAUCAAAACCGAACGUCUUACAUCGUUUCGUGUUCCGCGGGAUCUAACUUUAGGUGGACUGGCCAACGGUCGAUCUGUGAAACCAGUAACAAAUAAAAAAGUGUACACACCAAAUUUGAAUGCAGUGAGGAACAAAGACACGAAUGUUAAAACAGCAUCAACGGGACCGAAGCAGAGAGUCAAAUCAGAACGCAAAGAUAAAGCCGGUGGUCGAAAGCAGAGCUCGCUGGUCCAGACCGCUGGUAUUUUCUCUGAGGGUCUGGCCCAGCGCGUGCUUCAGCAACGUUCAAAAUAUGACAAAUACAACAGUUCUGCGAAAGAGCCGGGGGAAGCAAUCCGGCGUCCAGUUUAUCGAACCGAAAUUAAGGUUGAUCCGGAAGACGAGCGGAAACGUAUUUCGGACCUUUUUGGGGACGCCGAAGAAGAUGAACUACCUUCGGAAGAGGUGAAAAAGUAUGAAAAUCAAAUGUUGAGGCCCGUACGUCUGGACAAUUUGGAUUACAAAUUCAAGGCUUUGAAGCCCGAAGUCAAAGAUGAAAAUCCAAAACCGCAAGCAGGCGAAUUGCUCGAAUCUAUCAAAGCGACUGAUAACCAGAACAACUUCUUCCUGCUGCAGCUUCCGGAUGCAUUACCUGGGAAAACCGACUCGGAAGUGCGGAAAACGGAACUCAAUGGAACUGGAGAAGAGGAGGCAAAAACUGAUCCGCAGCGUUGCACAGUUCGAGAGCUGGAAGAAGGUUACAUCGGGAAAGUGAUUCGAUAUCGAUCGGGUAAAGUCAAAUUGCUUCUAGGAAACACAGUGUUCGAUCUGUCCAUGGGUAUGGAUAGUGGAUUUUUACAGGAGCUUGUGUCGAUCACAACAAAUCCGGAAGAACGAAGCGGGAAUAUUAUCAAUCUGGCGGCGAUUAAAUCUAAACUGAACGCCUCACCGGAUUGGGAACAUUUAUUUAAGAAGUGAUAUUUAUUAAUAAAUCGUUGAAUGAAUCGUAUUUCAUUACGUUUUACUACGUCAAUGAAUCUAAUAACAA